ACUCUCAAAAGUCAAAUCUCAACCAAAUACAAAGCUGAGAAGAAUGAGUGCUAGUGUAAAGAUUUUAUGAAUUUUAUUAUCCUAUAAUUGUGGAAUUAUAUCGGUAAUACAAAGCCUUAGUAAACAAGUGAAUCAUUUAAAAAAACACAAUGGCCAUGCAACCACAUAGUAAAAAAAGAGUUUGCUACUACUAUGAUAGUGAUAUCGGAAAUUAUUACUAUGGACAAGGACACCCCAUGAAACCUCAUCGUAUACGUAUGACACACAACUUGUUACUGAAUUAUGGCCUGUACAGAAAAAUGGAAAUAUAUCGACCCCACAAGGCAACUGCAGAUGAGAUGACCAAGUUUCAUUCAGAUGAUUACAUAAGAUUUUUGAGAUCUAUAAGACCAGACAACAUGUCCGAAUAUAACAAACAAAUGCAAAGAUUCAAUGUGGGUGAAGAUUGUCCAGUGUUUGAUGGUCUCUAUGAGUUCUGUCAGUUAUCUGCAGGAGGUUCUGUUGCUGCUGCUGUCAAGUUAAAUAAACAGGCAUCUGAAAUAUGUAUCAAUUGGGGUGGCGGUCUGCAUCAUGCCAAGAAAUCCGAAGCAUCUGGUUUUUGUUAUGUGAAUGACAUUGUGUUAGGUAUAUUAGAACUACUGAAAUAUCACCAGAGAGUGCUAUAUAUUGAUAUUGAUGUACACCAUGGAGAUGGUGUGGAGGAAGCAUUUUAUACAACAGAUAGAGUAAUGACUGUGUCCUUCCAUAAAUAUGGAGAAUAUUUCCCUGGAACAGGUGAUCUUCGAGAUAUAGGAGCAGGUAAAGGUAAAUACUAUGCCGUAAACAUUCCUCUGCGCGAUGGAAUGGACGAUGAGUCCUAUGAGUCAAUCUUUGUACCGAUCAUAUCAAAGGUUAUGGAGACCUUUCAACCAAGUGCAGUGGUGUUGCAGUGUGGUGCUGACUCACUUACUGGUGAUAGACUGGGAUGUUUCAAUCUGACUGUGAGAGGUCAUGGCCGGUGUGUUGAGUUGGUCAAGAGAUUUGGACUGCCUUUCUUACUUGUUGGAGGAGGGGGAUAUACAAUUCGUAAUGUCUCCCGUUGCUGGACCUACGAGACAUCCGUGGCACUUGGAGUGGAAAUUGCGAAUGAACUUCCUUAUAACGACUACUUUGAGUACUUCGGGCCCGACUUCAAAUUACACAUAUCACCUAGCAACAUGUCCAAUCAAAACACACCUGAAUAUUUGGAAAAGAUCAAGAAUAGAUUGUUUGAAAAUCUGCGAAUGUUACCGCAUGCCCCAGGAGUACAGGUUCAAGCUAUUCCUGAAGAUGCUAUUAAUGAUGAAUCCGAAGAUGAGGACAAAAUAGACAAAGAUGAACGAUUGCCGCAAAGUGAAAAGGACAAGCGGAUCGCGGCGGACGGCGAGCUGUCGGACAGCGAGGACGAGGGCGAGGGAGGCGGAGGGGGAGGGGGGAGGAGAGACAACCGCUCGUACCGCGCGCCGACACGCAAGAGACCGCGCCUCGACAAGGACGGCGCCGGCGGGAACAAGGACGACGUCAAACCUGAAGACAGCAAGGAUGACACCAAAAGCGUAAACAAUCUGGAAGAACCAAAGAAAGAUUUAACUCCAAACGCCUGAUCUUUGAGGUUCUAAACUGUUAUGGACUUGCCGUGUUCAGUGAGUGAUGGAUCAUUAGUUCACGCUGUUGUAAAACCCUUCGUUUAUACCAAUUAUAUAUACAAUUCUUAUCCAACUUGUAUCACACUCAUACAAAACUUGUACUAAACAUCAGUUAACUGUCUUAUGUUUCUAAUUCUGCUUUGUUCAGAAAAUCUUUAACAAGUGUGAUACAAAAUUGUGUAAGAAUUGUCUUAAACACUGAAUAGAACUUGUAAAAUACAAUAUUAUCAUGAAGGGUGUAAUCAGUGCUGUUGUGAAAUCAACAUGUUGACAUUAUUUCCGUGAUUCAUUUGUCAAACACUAUUUUAAGGAUAUUUUUCUAUAAUAUGCCUAACUAUUACCUAACAUAACACUUAAAUUAUUAAGUAAAGCAUGUACGAUCUCAUAUAUAUCAAUGAACUUUACUGUCCUCUUGAUUUCUACCAUUUAGGUGGUCGUUUGUUGCAACAUUUUAUGUAAAACUUUUCGAUGGUUGUUAAUAAUUAAAGCAGUUUAUGAAUAAAAAAUCUAUAAAUCCUGUGACACUUGGAAAAAUAUAUGAUUUUAUUUACUAUAAUAUUAUGAAAGCCGAAAUGCGUUUUAAAUAUAAUAUGCUCCAUAGAAAACAAAAAUACCAAAUUAAACAAUCGUAUUUGAUGUAUUAACAUCAUUACACUUUCAUGAAAUACCAAUGUUAUGCAAAUAUAAUGCACUUUGUAAAAUCAGAUUAAUAUGAUCACAAAUUGAGAAAAUAUACUUGAUAUUCCGUAAACUUUUAUAAAAAAACAAAACAUUACAUUACAAAAUAGUACAGAGCAUUUAAUGAAUUUUGUAUAGGCAUUAAUGAAGGAUGUUAGGUUAGGUUCAAAUAGUUGAUCUGAUUAAUUAAAAUACUUAAAUAUGUUAAGCAAUCAAUGCCAAUUUAAUAUUUUACGAUCAUUUAUCUAAAUCAGGAACUAAUAAUAUUUGAAUCGUCUUAAAUUUUCAAUAUUAUUAUUUCAUUAUUAGUUAAUGAUUGUAAUAAUUUUAUACUUCACACAUUGGACUGCGAAUAAGUUCUUAGAAUUUUAGAAAUAAAUUCUGUACAAUAAUUUAUGUUCUGUUAUCAUAGAAGAAUAUUUAAUGACACAAUGAAUGUAUGCUGUAGAAUGGAAUCUCUCUACCCUUAAACUGGGCUUAAAGCGAAAUGCGUGUCGUGUCGAGUCGCAUUUAUUCCUUGUACGUCCAUCUCAGACAAAUCGAAUCGUUAUUUCGUUUUAACUCAUCUUUGAUCCAGAUCGCCUGGGGUAGUAAUGAACAGUUGGUUUGGACUUAUUAUGGUUGCGUGUAGUGGUAGCAUAAUCGUGGAGUUAAGCUCUAUCAAUUACAAUAUUUCUUACCUCACAAUUCGUGCUACGGGAUACUAAGUUUUAACCGAAUAGUUCAAAUAAUUAUAUAAUUAUCCACUCGCCUCGUCAUCACAAUACCAUGUAAUAUUGUGAAAUAAAAUUUAUUAUUUAAAUAGCCUGCGGGCGCUUGCUCCAUUCCCAUUCUGGUAUCAUUAAGAAAGUCAAUUAUGUUAUAGUAACUUUUACCACACAAACGUUUUUUAUUUUUUUAAAUUAGUAACACAAUUGUUUUAAACAUUUUCUGGGAUCUUGUUGUAAAAGCAUAUACAUCGCCCCACAAAAGCUAACUUACUAACUCGACUUAGCCGAGAUUAUUGAAUAGUGAUCUAAUGAACGCUAUUCUGUAAAUAUUGAUUUUAUAUCAUUGGGGAUACGUCGAUACGGUGUCUGUUGUGCGCCAGAAGCGAGAUUUUCCAUUCUACACUAAUUAGUCAUUCACAUGAGAACAACACAUAGGAAGAAAUACUAACGAAAUAAAUGCAGGUACCUAUAGUUAUAUUUCUUUAGUUAUGUUUAUUAGGAUACAGAACUUAAGCUUGAAUUGCUAUUAAAAAAUUUCUUAAAAUAAUUUAAUUUAUUUUUUGAUAUGAGAGCUGAGAUUGAAUUGUGUUAUUGCCUACCUUUUCUUAAAGGCUAUACCGACCUGGUAAAGAUAGGUGAUAAACCUCUCGCCCAACUUCUCUAGCUCGUUUAGACGCUGCUGCGAAUAGUUGUAGCAGUAAGAAUAAAUAUGGAGGGUAUCGGAUAGGAGGCGUGACACCUUCACAACGAACUAGAGCCUGGCGAAGGUACACCUACAUACAGCCAGAGUAACUCUAUAUAUUUCUAUUUUUUUAUGCUCUAGCAAUAUCCUAACGCAACGAUAUGUUGUCUUUUUGUAUAAAUAAAAUUAAAACAAAAAACGUGUUAAUUGUAAGUAGGUAUUUAAUUAUGUCUAUGUUCCAAAUGAGUAUGUGUUUGUGGCUCGUUGUGAUUACACAACUAGAUAAGACUGUAAAUAGUUAGUAUAUUUUUUAUUCAGUAAAUAAAUACCAUAUUUGUA
Messenger RNA from Leptidea sinapis, 4073 nucleotides. RefSeq names its product histone deacetylase HDAC1 (gene HDAC1). Gene Ontology annotation, molecular function: histone deacetylase activity. The coding region runs from base 150 to 1622 and encodes 490 amino acids. NCBI's taxonomy places the organism in Eukaryota, Metazoa, Arthropoda, Insecta, Lepidoptera, Pieridae. The transcript has 11 exons. The record is from RefSeq and is a predicted model, not a curated record.